This is a messenger RNA of Spodoptera exigua (beet armyworm), 1568 nucleotides long. The record is from the annotation of a GenBank genome assembly. Lineage: Eukaryota; Metazoa; Arthropoda; Insecta; Lepidoptera; Noctuidae.
CAGCUGUCAAAAAGCUGACAGUAGUCGCGAUUGAUUUUUGUCGCAGUAUUCGUGUUUUCAUUAAAUUAUAAUUGCAUAGGUGCAUUUCAGUGGAAGUUUCCCUGGUCUCCAUGGACGUAUAGUAGUCCAGAAGCUGUUAAAACCUUUCUACCGGUCCCCACGUCCACUAGGCAGCCAUGCCGGGCACCAACCUCAUAGUUCCAGUGGUCUUAUGGGGCAAACACGCCCCGACCCAUUGCGUCUCCUCAGUCUACCUCUCAAGAGACCAGAAAACAUUGGUCACCGGUUGCUAUGAUGGUCAGAUAUGUAUCUGGCAAGUGGAUCCUGACAGUUUAAAAAUGACCCCUCGAUGCUUACUGGUGGGACAUACUGCUCCCGUCACUUGUUUAUCCAGAGCGUCUAUUAUUCAGGACAAUAACUUCAUAGUAUCCUCAUCGGAAGCCGGGGAGAUGUGUACGUGGGAUCUUGUGGAUGGAAAAUGCAGGGAGAGUGUAAAACUGUCACAGAUACAUACUAAUAUACAGGCCUACCAUAUGUGCAACAGUGAAGAUCUGCGCCUCUUCUGCAAUGGAUACUAUGCGGAGAUCCUGAUAAUGGAUCCGUUUUCCUUGGAGAUAUUAUUCUCUCUCAGUUCCAAGAUGAAUCCUGACUGGAUAUCAGCAUUACAUGUUCUCCGUCCAUCUUCAAGAAAAGACGACGUCGUUUUAGCUAUAUCUAUUACUGGGACUGUUAAGGUAUGGUCUCUUCUUGGCCAUGAAAAUAAACAAUCGGAACCGAUCUAUGAGAAUGAGUCGAAACAGAUUCGCUGUCUCAACGCUUUAUCCUUAAACUGCUGCGCUUACAACCAACGGACAGUGCUCAUUGUAUGCGCCAAAUACUGCCAAAUAUAUGAUGCUGGUGAUUUCUCGGUCCUAUGUUCGAUCCAAGCGCCAUCUGGUGAGCGUUGGAUGUCUGGCGACUUUUUGGCCCCAGAUCGUGUAUUAGUAUGUUCUACCGAGGGAAAAGGAUAUCUAUAUAAGCUGCCUGCCAACUCUGUUCCGGAUCAUAAAGGUUUUCAUGGCCCAACCGUGGAUCACGAUAGUCCAGUAUUAUUCGGAAUUUUGGCUCAUCCUGAUAAUAAGCUACUAUCGUGUCCUCCCGCUAUGAGGUUUGUGAUAACCUCAGUGGGAGGUAAGCAGAGACGCCUCCUCCUUCGUGGAGACUCCGCCGGCGUGGUCUCCGUGUGGAACGUCGAUGAUGCAGCCGUCCCUACUCCUCAUCAGACACCUUCGCACGCGCCGAUUGUGAUGACGAGUUUGGAUAUUGCAUGGGAGGAUAUGAACCCUAGUCCUGUCGGUAUACUCGAUCAACUGAACCAUCCUGAUGAGCAAGAAAUAAAGUUGACGGCAUCUAUAUACUUGUUGGCGGCUAACCGUUUGGUGGUAGGCAGAGAAGAUGGUUCAAUAGUCAUCGUGAAUGCAACUCAUACGGUGCAACUGCAGUUAUUGCAUGGCAAUCAUCAGCAACUAGAUGGUAAGAGGAUGCAAUUAAGAAAGAAAGAGAAAUCAUUUAUACCAAACAAGGCAUGA